This is a messenger RNA of Folsomia candida, 969 nucleotides long. RefSeq lists its product as uncharacterized. Lineage: Eukaryota; Metazoa; Arthropoda; Collembola; Entomobryomorpha; Isotomidae. The transcript is spliced from 4 exons. Bases 212 to 715 code for a protein of 167 amino acids. The record is from RefSeq and is a predicted model, not a curated record.
UAGUAUGAAUUUCAUACCAGCCUUUGAUGGCAAAUUCGUGUUUGUGUGCAGUCCUCAGUCAGUAGAUCAUCCUUCCACCACCUUCACUCUUUUAUAUAAUUUCAUUCAGCUGUCGGGCAUAUUAAUAUUUUCCUUUGUCUGCAUUUUGUAAUUGUUUAAAGUUGAAGUUAGCAUAUCUCAUAAAAAGCGUACAUUUUUUUCAAAUACUAGGAUGAAGAACCUACUUAUUUACUCAUUCAUAAUAUGUGUAACAGGUGGUUUACUCGUGGCUGCAGAUACAGAGUACAAAGUGACCUCUGGGAACAAGACGGUGCAUGUUUUCUGGACCAUGAACAGCCUUGAGGACACCCACAUUCUACGAUGUACUACUGAAGGGUCUCCCUUGCAGCUCUCUUUAAAAUGGGCCCUAGGUGAAGAGCGAAAGGAAUUUUUUGGGAAUGCCACUAUCCACGUGGACACAAAAAAUGGGGCAGAAAUCAAAAUGAAUUUCACUAAAAUAGAUUAUGAAAUCAUUAAUGAAUUUUACUGCUUGGCGUAUGACCCAGCAAAUAAUAUCACCAUAAGUGAGGCCGUAUUCGACAUUCAUGUUUUAGAGACCAUCUCGGGCUGGAAUGUCUUUUGGAUGUCGAUGUUCUUGGUCGCUUUUGUCGUAAUGGCGGUAGGAAUUUGCAGGGGCCUUAAAUUCAACCAAUAUUCCACACUGAUUGAAACAUGAGCAGGGGUUACCAUUCACAAAUCAAUCAUCUUAAUCCGCUUUAUCUACAUACUUACCUGAACCAUGACCAUAUUGUCAAGAAGCAAGACUGAUAAUUCAAGUUAGAAACUUGGUGCUUUUAUUAUAUUUUCUUUUAUCUUUUGAUAUUGUAUUUUACUAUGCAAUAGACUAACUCAUUUGACAAUCAUUGUUCCAUAAUACUUGUCAAUUUUUUUUCAAUAAUAGUAAUAUUUAAUAUAUAUGACAUAAACAAA